This is a messenger RNA of Ostreococcus lucimarinus CCE9901, 2030 nucleotides long. RefSeq names its product ABC(ABCB) family transporter: mitochondrial ATM1-like protien (ABCB). The coding region runs from base 1 to 1947 and encodes 648 amino acids. Gene Ontology annotation, molecular function: ATP binding; ABC-type transporter activity; ATP hydrolysis activity. NCBI's taxonomy places the organism in Eukaryota, Viridiplantae, Chlorophyta, Mamiellophyceae, Mamiellales, Bathycoccaceae. Gene Ontology annotation, cellular component: mitochondrial inner membrane. The record is from RefSeq and is a predicted model, not a curated record. Gene Ontology annotation, biological process: intracellular iron ion homeostasis; transmembrane transport. The transcript has a single exon.
AUGCCCGCGCGCGAGAGCGGCGAUGAAAACGCGUAUUUUCGCGCCGGGGACGUGAGUCUGGACGGACCGAUCCCGCCGCCGCCGCGAACGAGCGAUCUGAGGGAUGUGCUGCCGUAUCUUUUCGCGGUGUCGCUGUCGCGGAGGGGCACGGCUUGGCGGUUGUGCGCGGCUUUGACGUUUUUAGUGAUUCAGAAGAGCUUUGGAUUGGCGGUGCCGGUGCUUUUUAAGGUUGCGGUAGAUCAUUGUACGGCGGCGGCGGCGGCGACGGGGAUGGUGGCGACGGAAGCGGCCAAGGCGGCGGCGGCGGCGUUGUUGGUUUCGGGGUGCUUGAAGGCGAUUAGCGGCGUCGCCACGGAGCUGAGGACGGUGAUGUUUACCCCAGUGGCGCAAGCUUCGGGACGCAGGGUGGCGUUGGAGGUGUUUAAUCACGUGUUAAACUUAGAUUUGAGCUUUCACCUCGAGCGACGCACGGGGGCGCUGCAGAGAAUCAUCGAUCGCGGCACGCGGUCGGUGAGCAUGGUGUUUCGCGCCGUGGUGUUUACCUUUUUACCGACCGCGAUGGAGCUCGCGCUGGUGUGCGGGUUGCUUUGGCACGCGUUUUCUUGGCACUUUGUCGUCAUCGUCUUGACCACGUUCGUGGCGUACGUGUGGUGGACGAUGCACAUGACGGGCGUGAGCGCGGAGAAGAGAAAGUUGGCCAAUCACAUGGACGGUUUAUCCACCGGCAAGGCGGUGGACGCGCUGUUGAACUACGAAACGGUGACGUUCUUCGGGAACGUAGAGUUAGAAAGUCAGCAGUACGACAAACUCCUGCGCGGCUACCACGAAGCUGCGCUCGGAAGCGAGCGAGCGUCGAGUCUUUUGAACGCCGGGCAGGCGGUUAUUUUGGCAUGUGGGAUGACGACAAUUUUAUCGUGCGCGGCGUUGGGGCUGUGGAAAGUAGAUCCUGCGGGUGGAUUGGCGUCUCGUGUGGGUGACUUGGUCAUGGCAAACGGACUUUUACUUCAGCUUUGGGCGCCUCUGCAGUUUUUGGGUUUCUUCUAUCGAGAAUUGCGUCAGUCGCUCGUCGACAUGGAGGCAAUGUUCGACAUCAUGGCGACGGAAACGAAAAUCCCCGACGGUGAAAUCGCCUUGCCCGCGCACGCGGGCGGUGCAGAUCUCGAGCUAGAUAACGUGACGUUCCGAUACGGCAACGGUCGCGACGUUCUCAAAGGCGUCUCUUUGAAACUCAAGCCGGGUGAAUCCGUCGGCAUCGUCGGCCCGAGCGGCUCUGGGAAGAGCACCUUGCUCCGACUCAUUUUGCGCGUGUACGACGUAUCGAGCGGGAAAAUUUCCAUCGAUGGCUACGAUGUGCGUGACUUGAAGAUCGAUUCUCUUCGUGACUCCGUCGCCGUGGUCCCUCAAGAUACCGUGCUCUUCAACGACACGCUGGACCACAACAUUCGCUACGGCAGACCGACGGCGAAUGACGACGAGGUGGCCAUGGCGGCGACGCGCGCGCGCUUGAACAAGACGAUCGAACAGAUGCCCAAGGGGCGAGAAACAAUGGUUGGAGAGCGUGGUGUGAAGCUAAGCGGUGGCGAAAAGCAACGUGUGGCCAUCGCGCGCGCGUUUUUGCGCGAACCGCGCAUGCUAGUCGCCGAUGAAGCGACGAGCGCGUUGGACACCGCGACCGAACAAGGCAUCUUAGAGAGUCUCGAAGACGUGGCUCGCGGUCGUACUGCGGUUUUCGUCGCUCAUCGUCUUUCCACCGUUCGAUCUUGCGAUCGCAUCAUCGUCAUGGAACAAGGUAGAAUUGUCGAGGAAGGCACGCACGCCGAGUUGCUCGACGGUACGAGUCGCGGCACAAAGAUUGGCAUGUACGCCGCCAUGUGGAAGGCACAAGCACAGGAAGACGAGAAGGAACGUUCAAGCGUCGUGAAGCCCGACGACAUGGUUAUGGUUUGAAUCUCACCCGCUUUUCGCGAGUUAGUAUUUUAUUAGGAGCGCCGCGUUGAUUGUUUUGUCAUCGAAAGAAUUCAUAUUUAUUA